GAGGCACAACCUGGCACAUCGUCCCAGGCCUCCCAAAGCCUCCCAAGCUGUCCCAACCUCCGGAAAUACGAAUUACAUGCGUAUAAUACUCAAACUAGUACGAACUAAUUAUAUUCUAUCUCGACACAGCUACGUCGAUGAACCUCGCAGAGCUUGUAAAAUGAAAUGUCGAUUUUCGGGGGGAAAGCGUUGAAUCUGAUGCUGCUUCGGUGAAGCGGCUUCAAUUACCGAAAAUCACGUUGUAACCCCGCGUUCUAUAAUUCUUCACUCUCUUACUCUUACUCCAUGACCGCCUCGUUGGCGCAUUACGAGUCCUUCCUUCUCAAGAAUGUUUCUACUAUAUCGACCUUGGAAUCUUCACUGAGAACGUUAACUUGGCUCCUUCCUGGUCGUUUCAAAGAUGCCGAACUGGCGUCCGAAGCUUUGUCUGCCUCUUUGAACAUGAUGAGCAUGUAUCAUGACACCCUACUUGCGCGGAUGGUGCAGUCUGAUCCAAAAUACCGACCUCUUAUACCAUUCUCGUUACAUACACGGUUCACGAGAGCCUGGGCAGACAAGAAUUCGCGGUAUAAAUGGGCCGCACGUCUGCUCGAAACAAUUCGUUUCACCGAACUGUUUAUCGAAAUGGGCCUUCGACGAAAAGUAUCAGCGAAGAAUAGAUACAGAGGUAUCAUAAUUCUGGAAAUAAUCAAGGCAAUCCUUCGUCUCAUGCUUCUACGCAUAACCCGGAGACCGGUUAUAUCCCCGCCUAUCCCGGAGCGCGAUAUAGAUCCUACUACAUUACCUCCUUCCACCGAAAGCUCUCCUACACUUGCUUCUUCUUCACUACCAUCCUCCUUGCCUGAUACCCCGGAACACCUCAAAAACAACCGCAUUCCUUUACCGCAACACUCGACGACGGCUAUCCCGCCCCCUCCUCGUUCAGAUGUAUCUAUUCAAGAAUAUCUUCUUCCGAAAGCCCUAACAACCACUUCCGUGAAACCGCCAUUAUCCCUUGUGCGGUCCUUCUCAUCUCCGCAGGAAUGGAUAUCUGAAGUCAUAUACAUACUGCGUCCCUUAGUCUAUGCCACGAUGUUAUUCUCUGACCGCAAGUCUAACCGCCCUCUCAUCACUGUUCUGGCCAUGGAAUUCGUUUCGCGAAGCUUGCGUCGGAAUGUACCGCCUUCCGCCAGCCUCGAGCGUUCCGAGUAUGCAAAGAGAGAUCGGGAUAUACUCUGGUAUCUCUUCCGCGGUACCAUAUGGGAGUCUUAUACUCGACCCAAGAUAGCAUCCCUCGCUGAAAACCUCUCUACUACUCCAAUCGUAGGGUUGUUCGGAACUUUGAUUCAAGACUGGAUACCUUUGAUUGACGAAUACCACUAUUACACUGCUCCUUGAAUAGGCUUGUGCUUCGCGCGAGAAAUUUAUGUUUUAUCUAUCCCAUGUAUUCAUACGACAAUAGCUGCGAUAAUAUUAUACAUGUGAUCAUCACUUGCCAGGCAGUUCUGC
This is a messenger RNA of Lentinula edodes (shiitake mushroom), 1488 nucleotides long. RefSeq names its product peroxisome membrane protein. The record is from RefSeq and is a predicted model, not a curated record. NCBI's taxonomy places the organism in Eukaryota, Fungi, Basidiomycota, Agaricomycetes, Agaricales, Omphalotaceae. The coding region runs from base 286 to 1377 and encodes 363 amino acids. Gene Ontology annotation, cellular component: peroxisomal membrane. Gene Ontology annotation, biological process: peroxisome organization. The transcript has 6 exons.